AUCUCCGUGUUUCUCGCCAAACGCUAUAAAACACAAAAGGCGAAGAAAAAGAAGGUCGUCAUGCAUAAACGCAGCGAAUAAAUGCCAUUUAAGUCCAAAUACAUGUGCAGUACACAUACAGUAGGACGUGCAUGUUGUUCGACGAGGAGCUAUUGACACCAUUAGGUUAUUUGGCCGUUUUUCCAGUGAUGUUCAUCGUGUCGGGUUUUGCUACUGCCUUGUGCGAUGUUAUGCUAACUAGCUAACUGAUGUUAUUUGCUAACGUUGGCUCCCACGCACUUCCGCACCAAAAUACCGAGCGAAAUCUACCCAGAAGUUGGGUUACUGUGAUCUCGUUGGAGAAAAAACGUUGGGGGAAAUUUGCAACUUCGCCAAGACGAACAUCGAUCCUUUGCUUCUCGGGUCCUUAGUACUGCGCUGAUACAUCACCGUGUCAUAUCGCAGUAAAUCACUAACAAAAUGCCAUUAAGACAAAGGUGGCACUCCAUGCGUGUGCGUUAUGAACAGCGCUACGAGCCAGCGGAUACGAGAGAGGUGACAGUCCACAGAGUGGUCAAUAUUUUUCAAAGGGGUGCCUCCCUCCCUCCUCCAGUGGAGAACUAUGACACAGGAUUUGAAGAUGACCGGUGGUGUAAUGAUGACCCAUUGUACACCGGCGAAGAAUGUCGCAGGGACAAUGAUUACCCAUCGGAGCGAUACUUCAAUCACAACCCCAAUUAUGUCAGUUUCCACAGGAACUCUCCACCCCAUCACCCGGAGCCACCUUGUCAACGCCCACAUUAUAACAGAGAUGACUUGAGGCAUCAGAUACGCUCCAGGAAAAAUGGCCGACCCGGUCCAUACUACAACAACAGGGGACGAGGCCACUCUCAAAAUCGAGAGGCCAAUAAUCAACUCAGGCACUCGCAGAAUGUGAAAGGAGACUGGGAGCGCUCAUCUGGGAAGAAGAAAAGCCAACCACCUGCUAAAAAGAACAUUUCUCCUGAGUCCGACAAAGGCUCUGCACACGCUCCAAAAACCAAGUCUGUUCCGGAACCAACCCUACCUCCAAGUGUCCCUGCAGAGGAACCUCCCCAAACAUCUUCAUCAAUCACGGAAAAGCCCUGUGAUUCUCUACCUGAGAAAGAGGAGCCGGCUCCUUCCAGCGCCGAGCCUGAAACGACCCAAGCCCAAGAAUUAAAGGCGCGACGGUCGGAAGCCAUUAAAGCCAAGGCUCUGGAAAUCGAAAAGGGGCAGGAAUUGGCCCGCGGGAUGUCAAACGGGCCACCCACGCGGUGGUACGUCUUUUGGCAUUAGUGCGCACAUGCUUUACCCCGCCAGUUCCCAGCGCUGCCUCCAACGAAGGGUGGGAGGCGGCGAGCGCUCCGGUGCCUUUACGGGAACAUCUGCCCCUCCGAGCUGUACGGAUCAGAUCGCGGGCAAAACUGGUGGGUAGCUUGUAAAAUUAGACCUCAAUUCUCAUCUCAGAAACCAUACGUUCUUUAUUUUCAUUCCGAUCCUCAUCUGUUUUUAUGCAUGUAUUCUGGGGUUAAGGAACAGUCGUUAAACCUUAAACAAAUACAUCAUGCCCAUAAACAUAACUGGUAUGAUUUGGAAAAAAAUAAAAAACCUUCCCUCCACAUGCCUCGUUCAUGAUGAGGCGAUCCGGACUGCAGAAUAAAUGAUCAUACGAGGUAAUGCUCUGAAAAUGUCCAUCCGAAACUCGGGAUUGAUUCCUCAAGGGGACUCCGCUGAUGAAACUUUUUCACAAUUACUUGCCUCUGGAAGAUGUUGGCUUCAAGAGGCAGCUUUUAAUAUCACCUAAUGUGUACCAGCCCUCAAUUAGCAUGCUUGUUAUGCAGGACCCCUGCCUGCCUCAUUUGAGCCUCACAAGCGAAGGGGGCGUAUGUGUAAUCUCACCCAGGGCCCCGAUUUCCCAACCCCCGCACCCCGUCCGUCCCUUUCGUACCCCUGGGUAUGUUCGCAAUUUGGACCUCCACAAACAUCCGAUUUGGGUUGAAGCCCACUUUUUUUUUUUAAAGGCUCCUGCUCUUGACGUUACCGCUCCUCUCUCGGCUUCUGAUCCAUUCUAGCCCUUUAGCGUCUGCUUUAAAGAGCUUCAAAAAUGGAAAACCUCCAUGCAACAGUUUCACAGCAUACAGGUACAAAAAUCACCCUUUUUUGGUUUUGCAAGUAAAUGCACUCUCACGUGUACCAUGAAGGGGGAGCACGUAAGGUCUUUCUCAAUUAUAAGGUCCUGUUCCAGCCUGAAACUGUGGACCAAGCACAAUUUGCAAAUCUGAAGG
This is a messenger RNA of Hippocampus zosterae (dwarf seahorse), 2285 nucleotides long. Its product is annotated as periphilin-1-like. The record is from RefSeq and is a predicted model, not a curated record. Gene Ontology annotation, cellular component: nucleoplasm. Lineage: Eukaryota; Metazoa; Chordata; Actinopteri; Syngnathiformes; Syngnathidae. The coding region runs from base 460 to 1296 and encodes 278 amino acids. Gene Ontology annotation, biological process: negative regulation of gene expression, epigenetic; protein localization to heterochromatin; negative regulation of DNA-templated transcription. The transcript is spliced from 9 exons.